AUCUCACCAACUUGCAGUGAAAUGAGGUUAUUCCUCACUACACAGUCUGGUAACUUAGACACAACACAAAGUCUAAGUAGGUCUACGGUACAGUUGAACUGACCAACAGGUGUAUGAAACUGUUGAUUGGAUUUCGCAAAACAUGAAGGUAACACAAACUAACCUGCUUUCACAAUGCCCAAAUCUCCCCAGCGGCCUUGUUCCACCUCCUCUACUCUACUCUACUGUCCUCACCUCUCUAGCACUCCAUCUUAAUCCUCGGCAUCUUUUCCAACAUGGAUGACUUAUACUUUGAUAUAUUAUCUGGUGACGCCUUUCCUUCAUCGGACACUCCAUGUGCUUGUUCAUUCUGCACUCAUAUGGUCAGCGAUGUUCCAUGCGAAGACUGCCUUGAAAAGUGCAGCAAGCUUUGCUGGAAAUGCUGGCUUACAGUGAAGCUCCACGAAAAUACUGAAAAGCCGAACAAGUCAAACCUGGAAUUUGUGACUAGCCAAUAUCGACAACUGUCAGGCAGUCACUUCAUGUCACUAGAGCCGGGUCCUCUUGGUCUUACAAAACUGAAGAUAUCGCACCAGCCAGCUCUAGAGCAUUCAUUCUUGCCUGGCUAUGAGCCCAGUGACACGAGUAGUGAAGUCUUCUCCCCACUCGGUGACUGGAAUGAUGGAUAUUUCGAACAAUGGAGAAGAAGAGACUACCAGGAACAAAGUCGGAGAGGAAGCCUGGUAAGACCCAGGACUCUUGCCCAUACCACCCUCCAACAAUCUAGCCCCAAGUUUCCACUUUUGCAAUACAACGUCGGUCUUUAUGAACAUUGGUUUGACAAAUCCCACCAGGAGUAUCACGAAAAAAGCUAUAAGGAACAAGUGAAGAGACACGGCAUGGGGUGGUACGUCGAGCCAUGGGAGUAUCGUAUGCGAUACUUGUUGAACAUCGACUUUCCUUGCGUGAUUCGAUUGACGAGUCCAAAUGUUGACCACGAUGCGCCGCGUUACAUGACCGAAGUUUGGUUUUGCUUCGCCGGUAAACGAUAUUUCACAUUUUAUGGGAUGCAGCCUUGCGGAAUCUUAACAUUGCCCUAUGGUGCUAGGGCGAUUGCUUGGAAACGACAGAUAUGCAUCGAAUCCCCCAGCCUCUACAUAUGGUCAUUACACAUGUGGUCUAUACUUUCAGAUUUCGUCGCCUGGGCAUACCGUAGAUGUAUGGCGGUCGCCCAGAGAGCUCCUAGUCUUAUCCAAGGACUAGAAGAGGUAGAUUAGCUGAUCUCCUUUCCCGGUGAAUCGCCCCCACUGUAUAAUAGUUGAGAGUGAUAUUUGCAAAGCCUCCGAGUUCGCGAUGUCAAGUUUCCCUAACAUAAUUGAACGAGUACUUUCUGGCUGAUAAAGGUUGAAUAGUUAAAUGGUGAAUUCAUUUCGCCAUCUACCUAAUUCAUAUUCGGAGCGAUCUCCUACAAGGACAAUUCCGGCGUAGAAUAUGCCAUGUCGAGGUAAAGCCCAUAUCAUGGGAAAAGUGGCACGUCAUGCAUAACCUAUACCGCCUACUUAAGCACUUAUUUGGCACGUAUCUAUGGUGCUUGGGGUGAAGGAAGUUGGUAGAGAUCCUACCAAUGUUGAAAGUCUCGAGCACGGAGCCUCUAAUAUCGGCUAUCCUGUACGCCUGUAUGACCCUGCCGAGAUGCCGACGAAGCAGUAAAGAGAGGACAUCUCGCAGAAGCCCUAGACCUAGGUUACUGAUGUAGCUAGUUGCUAUAAAUGGAAGGGAAUAUAUCUGCCCUUCGGAUGCAGGGACGCUGGCGAAUAUAAACUCCUGGAUCGACACUGGUCCCUGUAUAGAUCAUUGAUGAUCUGCUCCCCUUUUAUGAUAUACACCUCGUUAUAGUUAGUU
This is a messenger RNA of Hypoxylon fragiforme, 1881 nucleotides long. RefSeq lists its product as uncharacterized. The record is from RefSeq and is a predicted model, not a curated record. Bases 276 to 1256 code for a protein of 326 amino acids. The transcript has a single exon. Lineage: Eukaryota; Fungi; Ascomycota; Sordariomycetes; Xylariales; Hypoxylaceae.